Megalopta genalis is the source of this 877-nucleotide messenger RNA. The record is from RefSeq and is a predicted model, not a curated record. Lineage: Eukaryota; Metazoa; Arthropoda; Insecta; Hymenoptera; Halictidae.
AUGGGUAGGGGUCUCAUUAAUGUAGAGCAUAGAAGCGAAUACAUGCUGUUUGAUAUCAACCAAAACUUUAAUGAGACAAGAAACAAUAAUCUAAGAUGCUCGGCAAUACUUAAAGUGGAAGAAGAAAAUGAGACACACCUUGCUGCAGUAGACAAAUACCUAAAUAUUAAGUACGGUAAACAAAUGUUGUCAGUACGAGAUAUCUUAGAAGUUCAAAAAGAAACAUUAUAUAACAAAAUUAAAAAUAAAAACAACCAUAAAAAGUUGUAUAAUGUAAGGGAUAACGAGCUAGUGAGCAUUAAAGGCUCGCCGACUUGGCUGACUAAAGGGAAUAAUCAGGCUAGAUCUGAGGCAACAUACUGCUCCCUUGAAGACAGAAAUAUCUUUUGCGGUCAGGAGACUAUAUGUCCCCACUGCAGAAAACAAAGGAAAACAGUAGAUCAUCUAGCAACUAAAUAUGACUGUAUGAUUGGGUUUGACUAUACAAGAAAACAUAAUAAGGUUGUUAGAUGUAUCCACUUACUUCUUUGCAAAAAAUACGGAUUUAAAAAGUCCAAUAAAAUUAGAUCACAUUCCGUACAGGAGAUCCUUAAGAACGAGAAUGCAGAAAUAAGGGCAGACACUCGGAUAUCUACAGAUAUUAAAGUUACCCACAACAAGCCUGAUAUCUUGCUAAGAAAAUACGACUUACUAGCUAAUGAACUUGGGAUUAUUCACAAGUCUAGAACCAAGAUUGUUCCUUAUGUAAUGACUUGGGAUGGGGUGGUAACUAAGUUCCACAAAAAAUAUUUGCAUGAGCUGGGGAUACAGGACUCCCUUGAAGCAUAUAUUCAAUCCAUGGUGCUGAAGAAGAUCCUUGAGUCUAUCUCAAUUGAGC